AUGAAAGAGGAGGGUCUUAAUGAGGGUGUGCGUUUUGCAUUUUUUGGUUUUGAUUUUGCACAGAAGUGGGGUGUGAGAGAAGCAGAUUGCAGUGAAGAUGACAGUGACAGCAAUAAAUGUGGAGAGAGUGUGGAAAAGAAAAAAAUGGAAUGCAUUGAUGGCGGAUUCUCUUCCAGAAAAGUCAGUGCAGGAUUAAAAACCAACAGAGACAGUUAA
This is a messenger RNA of Sphenostylis stenocarpa, 216 nucleotides long. NCBI's taxonomy places the organism in Eukaryota, Viridiplantae, Streptophyta, Magnoliopsida, Fabales, Fabaceae. The record is from the annotation of a GenBank genome assembly.